Molecule: messenger RNA, 1485 nt
Organism: Amoebophrya sp. A120
Lineage: Eukaryota; Dinophyceae; Syndiniales; Amoebophryaceae
Source: the annotation of a GenBank genome assembly
GUUUUGAUGGUGUCGAGCAGUAGGUGUGCCUGCGUUGCGUCGAUGAGAUUCUCUUUUUGAGUGGCUCUGUCAACACAUCAGUCGCAAAUCGACAAAAAGUUCGUCCAGCAAGGCAUUGUAGAAGUAGAUCGUAGCAGGACGAGAUACGAUUACAACCCACUGCGUAAGUAGUUUCUUUUCUCCAAAUCAAAGCCAUAUUCGUUGACCAUGCUCUUCCGUGCCACGCAUCAUUAUCUGGAUCCGGGGGCAGACAGGGCGCACGCCGCUUCCCUCGACGCCCUGUUCGAUUCUUUUCUGCCCCGGCGUGCAACCUCCACGACGUCGUUUCCAUCACACAAGAGCUGUCACAGCAUGAAAUUUCCGACCUCAAGAACGGUUUUCGCUGCAGCUUCUGAAAAACCACAAGGCAUCGACUACGAUGACGACGCCGAUGACGACGAGACGCUGCCUUCAAACGAAUCGCUCGACGGGGUCGUUGCCACAGGGGACAAAGACCAAGGUGAACAAAAAAGUGGUGGCAUGAUAAACAGCCUCGAAUCCACCCUGCAGAUGAAGCAGCUGUCUAUGGAGGAGGUGAAAGAGCUGAUCGCGAGGGAGCACAGCUCCUCGGAGAAAAUCGCGAGGAUACGGGAAGAAGCGAUAACGGGGGACGGUGGAUCUCCGCUGGCACAGAAAUUGGAGAAGAUCCAGCGCAUGUUUCCGUCCGGCUCCGGGAUGAUGGACAUUUUCCCCAACAUCGUGAAGGAGGGCAAACGGCAGGUCAGCAAGGCGGCGAGCGGGAUGAAGAACCUGAUGUCUACGGACGGGCUGGCGGAAAUGCUGAACUACGUGCAACUGUUUCAAAUGAAAACGCAGCAACCGGAGACGGUGAAGACAAAGAUGGACUUGCUUUUGAACCCCUCCAUGCAAGAAAACGAUGACCGCGGCCCGCAGGACAAGCACAUCCGGCCGCCGGUGCACGUCACGAUGGCCCCGGCGUACGAGGACAUGUCGUUCGGGGGGCAAUUUGCCCGACCGCCGUCGACAGACGAGAUCUACGAUCUGCCUCCAGUGCAGUGGGACGUGCCGGUCUACCACUUCAACCCACUGUUGGGCCCAUCCUCGACGAGCAACACGCACCCAAGACUCUCCGCAACGCGUGGCUGGCCGGGCACAUCCGGCGGGCCGAAGGGGACGUUGAUGCCACUACCCGUGGGUUUAAACACGCAAGUGGUGCAGGCGACGGACUACGAGUUGGAACGCCCGGACCCGUUUAUCCAUCGGACGAACCCAAAUUACCAGCUCCCGGUCCCGUGGAUCGACGCCAGCAUGGGGAACCGCAAGCCGGACACCUCCGCGAAGCAAAUGCUGGGAGACCAGGGCAUCGCGGUGGACGGGAUUUCCCAGGCGCGGAGCUUGCAAAACCGGAAAAUUUACGACCCGGACUACUUUGCCACAUCGUUGCUGCGGGAGGCGCCAGCACCGGAAAGGGCGGCGGAGGCGUAG